Messenger RNA from Phycodurus eques (leafy seadragon), 10057 nucleotides. It is a transcript of the gene rad54b, whose product is annotated as RAD54 homolog B. The transcript has 16 exons. Bases 1224 to 3986 code for a protein of 920 amino acids. Gene Ontology annotation, biological process: reciprocal meiotic recombination; double-strand break repair via homologous recombination. Gene Ontology annotation, cellular component: nucleus. Gene Ontology annotation, molecular function: ATP binding; ATP-dependent chromatin remodeler activity; DNA translocase activity. NCBI's taxonomy places the organism in Eukaryota, Metazoa, Chordata, Actinopteri, Syngnathiformes, Syngnathidae. The record is from RefSeq and is a predicted model, not a curated record.
CCUGUGCCCCCCCCCCCCCCCCCCAAUAAAGGACUUCCUGAUGACUUCAACACACACUGCAGAUUUUAAAAGGACGCUUUCACAGCCCAGACGCACCACAGACGACCACCAUCACACCUCUGACUCCCCCUUCUGUGUAGACCAUCCACGAACAGGAUGUGAGUCGCAUGUUCAAACAGCAAAAGACCAACAAAGCGGCGGGCCCGGGCCUUGGGUCCCCAUCCUGCGUGGGCCAGCUUGCUCCAGUUUUCACAGAGGUCUUCAAUCGAUCUCUGGCAUCUGUGGUCAUGAAGUCCUUUGAACGCCUCGUGCUGGACCACCUCAAGAGCAAACAGGUCUGCGGAUAACGCAGUCAACACGGGACUGCAUUUGACACCUCGACGGCGCGGGGACCUACGCGAGGAUCCUGUUCGUGGACUUCAGCUCCGCGUUCAACACCAUCAUCCUCGAACUCCUCUCCUCCUGCCAUCUGCUGGUGGAUCUACAGCUUCCUGACGGGCAGGACACAGCAGGUGAGGCUGGGGGACACCACCUCAUCCACAUGCACUAUCAGCACCGGGGCCCCCCAAGGAUGUGUCCUCUUGCCGCUACUCUUCUCUCUCUACACGAACGACUGCUUCUCCACGCACCCGGCUGUCAAGGUCCUGAAGUUUGCAGACGACACCACAGUCAUCGGCCUCAUCAAAGACUGUGAAGAGUCUGCAUAUCGACAGGAAGUGAGCUUUGGUGCGGCCGACACAACCUGGAGCUGAACACGCUCAAGACUGUAGAGAUGAUCGUGGACCUCAGGAGGCAUCCUUCGCCACAGCUGCCCCUCACGCUGUCCAACUGCCCUGUGUUAUUCCUCUUACAUUAUUACUUGUUCCUUCGACUUUCAACUGAAUGUAAAUUCAAAAUAUGAGCAUCUACAUUUUUCACAGGUGCUAGACCGUAAAAUGUAUUUUUUUCAUUGGAACACAUUUGGAAUGAAGCUCCUUAAUUAUCGCCUUUAGCUGUGUCUCGACGGCAUCACCUACUUCGGUACAACAAACCAAACGCACCCCUUUCAUUCCAUCUCACCCACUUCCUGGAUGUUCAACCAAUCACAUUUAACAACUCACUCAGCGGGAAGAAUAAAGCGGAAGAGAAACAAAUCAGUCGUGAGCAGACGAGAGAAGCUCAAGUAAGGUUUAACGAACACGGUAAUGGCGUCUACUAGCUAGGAGCAAACAGCGGUUGAUAUCAUGAGGCGCUCGGCAGCUCCCAGCCAGCUUCGGGGUAAUGCUGCAAAAAAGCCUCGUUUUGUGCCUCCCGGAGCUGCUGCUUCAUGUACUGGUGCCGAAACCAAGCCCCAGUUCCCUAAACCUGCCUUGGACAAUGCCUUGAAUAAGGUCCAAAGAAGUGUAGCGGCUCCACCUCCCGGCAAAAGUGGAUACGCUGUCCAGCCAGCACCAGCUUUGUCAAAGGCUCUGGCCAGAGUGCUCAAUGCAACAGAAAGUAAGGAGAAUGUUGCUGUGACAGAACAUCCGAGCGCUGCCUGGCAAGAGCGCACAACACCGCGAGAAAACAGAGGGGCAGGCCUCCCUCAAACAUGCGCCGCUUCAAAUCCGGCCCCAAACGCAGACCUGAGCCGGGACACGGUGCGGUACUUCAGCGUGAUGUGGUGUAAGGCCAGCAAGAAGAAACACAAGCGCUGGGAGGGGGACGCCGUGCUGGUGACGAGGGGCCGCACAGCCACCCUCAAAGAUAUGGAGGGCAAGGACAUUGGACAGGGUAGCGGCUACAAAAUGUCAGUGCUGGCCUCUCUGGCUGAAGGAGAAACCCUGAUGAUCGGAGCCAAGGAGGUGGAGGUUAUGGGAGUCAUAUCGGCAGAAACCUUCGCCACGGGACGUUGUUUCCAAGAAGCUCGGGUAGACGGAGAAGAGCUGCUCCAGAAGAGGGCGCCCCCUCCUUCCCAUCGCUUGGCGUCAAAACCUUUCUGCCCCCCUACGCUGUCGGGGAGAGCAGAGCAUCUUGGAUCUCAACCAACGGAGGAACAGAUCCGCAGACCUCUCUAUGAUCCACAAGCUCUCGGUGCUCUGGUGAUGCCUCGGCCCGCUCCCAACCACCAGUGGUCUUAUAACAAGUUAGGGCUUCCGGUAGUUGAUGUUGUGGUUGACCCGCACCUGACGGCCCACCUGCGCCCCCAUCAGAGAGACGGCCUGCUCUUUCUCUACGAAUGUGUCAUGGGCAUGAGAGCCGCAGGACGCUACGGGGCCAUCCUGGCCGACGAGAUGGGUCUGGGGAAGAGCCUCCAGAGCGUGGCGCUGUGCUGGACCUUGCUCAAGCAGGGGCCGUACGGAGGGAAAGCGGUGGCCAAGCGGGUGCUGGUGGUCACUCCCGGCAGCCUGGUGCAGAACUGGGCCGCCGAGUUCAACAAGUGGCUCGGCCGUGAGAGGAUCGGCGUUUUCACAGUGGAUCGGGAUCACAGGAUUGAGCAGUUUCUGUUGUCCCCUCUGCACAAUGUUCUCGUGAUCAGCUACGAGAUGCUUCUGCGCUGCCUCGAGCAGGUGCAAAAAGUGGAGUUCGGUCUUAUCAUCUGCGACGAGGGUCACAGAUUAAAGAACAGCAGCAUCAAAACGUCCUCGGCCCUCAGCAGCCUGAGCUGCGCUCGCAGGGUCAUACUAACGGGCACCCCAGUGCAGAAUGAUUUGCAGGAGUUCUACGCCAUCAUCGAGUUUGUUAAUCCGGGCAUACUUGGCUCCACCACUGCGUAUAGGAAGGUGUUUGAAGAGCCCAUUCUCCGUUCCAGGCAGCCUUCCUGCUCCGAGGACGAUCGAGCCUCGGGAGACGAGCGAGCGUCUGAGCUCUCCCGACUUACCGGCGUGUUCAUCCUGAGGAGGACGCAGGAGAUCAUCAACCGCUACCUGCCGCCGCGCCUCGACUGGACCUUGUUCUGCAGGCCGUCCCCGCCGCAGCGAGAGAUCUACAGGCAUCUUCUGAACCACAGAAUCUUCAGAGCCUGCCUCCAGGGCUCCGCGCAAGCACACACGCACUUGGCCUGCAUCACUGCCCUGAAAAAGCUGUGUAACCACCCUGCUUUGCUUCACACCACCAUCCUGGACAAAAUGAAAUGUGAAUCAGAGGAGAGCUCAUUAUAUGAAGGCCUAGCACCGUUUUUCUCCGAAACCUACUCUUCAGAUUGCUUAAACCCUGCUGACUCGGGGAAACUUUUGGUUCUGUUGGACCUCCUGAAGACCAUCAGACGGCUCAGCCCAUCAGACAGGGCGGUUGUGGUGUCCAACUACACUCAGACGCUGGACAUGCUGCAGAGGUUUUGCGUGGACAUGAGCUACACGUUCUGUCGGCUCGACGGACAAACGCCCACCGGCCAGAGGCAGCGGCUGGUCGACCGCUUCAACAGCCCUUAUUCUCCCAGUUUCCUGUUUCUGCUCAGCUCCAAAGCUGGUGGCGUAGGGCUUAAUCUGGUGGGGGCUUCCCACCUGGUGCUCUAUGACCUUGACUGGAACCCUGCCACUGAUAUUCAGGCUAUGGCUCGAGUGUGGCGAGACGGACAGAAGAAAACCGUGCACACCUACCGUCUCCUCACUGCAGGCACGAUUGAGGAGCGCAUAUUCCAGCGGCAGGUGUCCAAACAGGGGCUUUCUGGGGCAGUGGUGGACCUCGGCAAAGGCUCCGAGCACGCCAGCUUCUCCGCCAACGAGCUGCGCGAUCUCUUCAGCCUGACGGACACGCCCUCUCUUACCCACGACCUGUUGAACUGCGGCUGUGACAUGGAUGGCUCGGUCAAAGAUGUGAAAGAGGAAGAGGAGCAGUCUUCUGAAAAUCGGCCACGCCAACUCGGCCGCGACCGCGGCGGGUCGGCCCAGAAGCACCUCAGCAUGUCCGAGCUGAUGCAGUGGAGACAUUUCUCCGGAGAAGCCGACACCUUCUCUGACCCUUACCUCGAUCACGCCCGAGACCACAUCACCUUUGCCUUCCAGACCAUCUCUCACGUGGAACAAUAACCACCACUCUUUGCUACCAAGAAAAGAUGAUUUUGUCAGGCAAACAUGAACUCUCCUAAAUAUCCAGCAUUAAACAUAAACGUAGAGAGUUACAAAUUUACCAGCAUUGGGUUGUAGUUGUCCACUGGUGUAGAACCGCAGUCAUCAUAAUGAAAUGUGUUGUGACACGCCUCGCCUCACCUUUCUGUGAGUGCAACUGUGUCGUUUUACCCCACUGUCACAUGCGCAAACACAACUGAGCAUCAUUAUCUUUGUAAGUCCUCCUUAAAGUAGGUAAGGUGUCUAAAAAAAAAACAAAAAAAACAAAACCGGAGUUUAAUUGAAAUGGAGAAACAGGAUGGCUGGCGUUGUUCCUGGGUUAACAGAGGAUCUCAGAUUGUGCUGGUGUCCCUAAUGUUUUGUAUGGUAAGUGAAAUGGAAAGAGUUGUCUUAAAAGUGACUUUAAAACAUUCAUUAUUUAAUGUCCAUUGUUACAGGGCUCGUGUGGUGCUCACGCAGAGUUCCUGUGUCAUCCAUUGAAGGUAAUAUGGAUGACAGCAGUUCAUCUUAAUGAUGAGGCAUGUUUAGGUGCUGAGAGUUCAUGCAAAGCAUCAAUUCGGAAUAAUCUCGUUUACACUCUCCUGCGUUGUAACUUUCCCGCCAUGAGUUGACACGUUUCACAGAACAAUAAGCUUUGCCGCGGUGACGCGGUCUCAUCCUGUGACCUUCCACUUGACGGUGCAGUGAGUCGCGUCGGUCGAGUGACGCGGGACACUCGUCACCCUCGUUUGCCGGUGCUGCUCGGCACUGAGGCGCUGCGUGGGAGUUACGUGCGUGAGUGUUCUGCGUGUGCCGUGUGUGGUUUGUAUUCAACUGCGCUUUUACAUAAAAGGGCUAAUUAUUAUUUACCACGCAACUCUUGCGCAAUUUUCUUUGUGCAAUAACUACGUUUCUGGGAUGGUCUGCUUUUCUCAUGAGAGGCGCUCCAUUAACUCCCAGAAUUAUUACUCUUGAUCCCCUUGUGAUGCCUGUAAUAGUCAGCUCCUUUCGCUCUAAUUAGAUGAUGUGUUGAUGGUAAUGUUGCUUGAUCCGGUUGUGCUAUCCGAAUAUCAAACUCGUAAUAUUUGACCCACAAGUGAAUGGUGGCCAAGUUUCAGCAUUGCAACGGUCACGAAAUGACUGUUACUUCCCAUUAUUGGCGCAUCGAACAAAAGUGCCUCUUCUCAUAUGGCUUUACUACAAUUAGAUCUAAUAUUAGGAUUUAGUACGAUGUAGUCCGCUAUACUUUGUUUUUACAUCCCAUAAAAAAAAAAAAAUCUCAUGUCGAUUGAAAACACUUUGUAUUUUAAUUAAUGUCACGGUAGAUGAGAUUAGCUGGUGACCAGUCAAAGAUGUACUCCAGCACUUGGCCGGGAUCGGUUCCCACUCACGCCACUCGAAUGACGGCAAGCGCUAUUUCUUUCGUUGGUGCUGUUUUUAAAUGAUGAAAGAAUUGGGUGUUUUUGUGAUUAGAUAUGACCUUUUGGAAUGCAGAACAGCCUAGAUGUUUGUGGAGUCUAUUGCAAGGAUUGGAGUACAUUUCCUAACCAUCAAUUAUUUGAUUUUUUUUUUUUUAUCGUUGGCAUCGAAUAGCUAUCAAAUUACAGUCACUACAUUCUUACAGGGUCGUUAAAGAAUAUUCAGGUAAUACUUGUAUUUAUUCUAAUAAUUUAGAAUUAGAAUCUUCAGUGUACUAUUCUACUGAAUAGAAGAGGCGAAGUUCUCGCCGAAUACUCUGAACUCCUGAUUCUGUAACAACCCUGUCAUAAUGGAAACUAAUUCAAUAGAUCCGGUCGACACUUUCCUACGCAGAUGUGAAAAAGUAAAUUCAAGUGGGGACAUUCACCAAAUGUUGUAACGUUAAAGAUGAAAUUACGACCUGUGGCUCAGUAAAGGCUUAGCCUUCCAAUAGACUUGGCUCACUCCGCAGUGUUGUGUGCGACCGAGUUUAAUUUCCGGGGAGCUACGCAACUUUUUCUUCCGUCCGGUCUGCAUUAGGUCUUGAAGUUUUUCUUCAUUUCGAUAUAAUGAUGUUUUUUUUUGGGGGGGGAAUGUUUUAAACUCCAGUUUUACUUGACAUAUCGUGUAGUAUUGUUGUUGUUCUACAGUUGCAGUAUAGCUGAAGUAAUUGAUUGACUAAAUGCUAAUCGAAUAAAUCUCCCCUGUAUACGCAUCUCUUUUUUAACUCUCUCUCGUUAGUUUUGUAAUAGUGUAUCAGUAUUUAUAAAAUGUGACUAAUACUAUUCUAAAGGAGUGUUGUGCCUCCAGACGCCUCCCAGUGUUGGCCUGCCCCAUCUGCCAGGCCAGAAUAUGGUACCGUGUGUGGCAAUAUGCCAGGGUGGUUUACAUGCACGCCGUUCCUGUGUGGAGUUUCCCCCCCCCCAACCGAAGACUCCAAAUUGUUCGUAGGUAUGUCUGCGAGUAUCUAUAACGGGCCCUGCGAUUGUCUGGCAACCACUUGGCCUGUCUGCCAAAGUCAACUCAGCCGGGAUAGGUUCCAGCUCAUCCGUGACCUUCGUGGUGGACGGACGGUAGCUUUUUCCGAGCUUUAGCGUUGCUACUGAACACGUGUCAGACAAACGAGUGUCACUCGUCCGAUUGAUCCGAACGGUGUCCCGGGGGCGUGUGUCUGAUGGGUGCACGGGAUGGAAUUUUUUUAAAAGCCUCUUAACCGUCCGCUACCGAGCCGACCUUUUUAAGCCUGCCUGCUCAAAGGCUUGUCGUAUGGAUUUAAAUGAAUGAGUCCACCGCUGGUGGGGGUGGGGUGCAGUUGUUUUGAUGAGAGACUAAAUCACAGAUUGGAUGUUUAUUCCCUGUGAGCUCUGGACCUCUGAAUGGAGAGGCAGUCGGGCCGAGCCUCUGGCAUUAACCCUCACAGAGGUCGCACGUCUUGUAUUUCAUUCGCGAUCGCUUCGAGGAUCAUUGGCGUUUAAGCUGCACGAGCUUAUAGCCACGUGCAGCAGGCUGCACAUAGCGCGCAGGCCCGCCAAAUAUUUGAUCGUCUGCCGCUUCAAUGGCACGCUGAAGGCUCGCUGGCGUGAUCUCAUCGACGAACAAAGAGGGCACGCGUCCUUCGGAGCGCGGCGGCCUUCGUGGCUCCAAACAUCCCGUCUUGUGUUCACGCGUGCUCCUCCUUUCCACGCCGGACUUUGCCCCUCACCCUUUUUAUGACCUCUCUGCCUAUGGACAGCCUGUGCAGCGCCUCACACUGCUACAUACUGCAGCCACUGUUCUUCCUAGGGUUUCAAUUAAACUGAUUUUGCUCUGGCCUGACGGCUUCUGAACUUUUUUGGGCUAACUCACAUUUUACCACCCCAAAUACACGCACACGCACACUUUCGAAAGUUGAGUGGGCGUACUGGGCGUUUUUCUAUAUGUGACUGCAUGUCCUUCCGCUUCCACUCACUUGGGUCCUGUCCCUCAAGCCCCCGCUGAACCAACAUGGGCCUUUUAUUUUAUGGAGCUUUGUGCGCUUUUGGUCUGGAAAGAAUUUUCUCCAAAUGGAGUAUGAAUUAUCGCAUAUUGCUGUGGAGGCGCCAAAUGCUAGGUAGGCCUAGUUUGAAAGCUGUCAGUUCACUGAUGAAUAGAUGCACGUAUAUAUUAUCUUGACAGGAACUAACCCUAACCCAAACAAAUAGUAGAACUUUGGAAGUUUAUCUUGCGGGUUGAGGUUACUGACUGUCUUCUUCUUGACACCACUGAUCAGCUCUGUAUAGCAGUUAGAAAUGUGACUUCAAAUUGCUUGUGUAAUUACAAAAAAAGAAAAAACCCAAAUAAUUGGUAACAGUUUGACCAUGGAACAAGUUGUUUGUAUUUACAUUACUGUUUGUCUUUUGCGGGAAAAUGGUCAGCCAUUAUCCCAGAACACGUUGUGCUAAUGAGCGGUUCCACAGUGUGCUUGAUAUGAGCUGUCGUGUCCCCAUGAUUGUCCCAGCAUGUGGGGCGGAACGCUGCCGUCACUUUGGAUGUGGCUAUCCGUCUCAACUAACCACCUCGUGACCCUGCCGACGUGCGGUACGAAAGCCUCCGACGCCGGUCUCGCUCCGGCACUUAACGAGGAUUUAAUGUCGCCCCCGUCGACCGUCAGCCAGAUGAGAUCAGAGUAGAAGGCCGCGGCAGAUCAGACUACACAGCCUCCUCGCACACAAGCGCCGCACGACACGAACAACGGCAGAGAAAGCGGCCUAAUCCCGCAAUUAGUGUAAUGGCUCCCCACCACUUGUCACAGGGCGACCGCCCAUCGAACCAUAACAUGUUUUCCAGCGUGUUUUUCUAUUGUCCGGUGAAAGCGAGGUCUAACUUUUUAGCCGUAAUUCCAAAAGGUCAGUACGGUGGUGACUGGUUAGCACAUCUGACUCACAGUUUUCUCCAGGCACUCCGGUUUCCUCGCACAUCCCCAAAACAUGCAUGCUAGGUUAAUUGAAGACUCUAAAUUGUCCGUAGGUGUGAAUGGGAGUGCGAAAGGUUGUUUGUAUCUCUGUGCCCUGCGAUUGGCUGGCGACCAGUUCAGGAUGUACCCCGCCUCUCGCCCGACGAUAGCUGGGAUAGGCUCCAGCGUGACCCGCGUGAGGAGAAGCGGUACAGAAGGUGGGUGGGUGGGUGGUGCUAACACAAUGCUGCUCAUCACCACAACAACAAAAUACCUACAGUCAAGCAUGGUGGCAGCAGCUUCCCUUUUUUUGUUUUGUUUUUCAGCUGGAUCUGGGGCCUUAGUCACCGUGCAGCAAAUUAUGAACACUUCCAAGUACCAGUUAGUGCACAAAGCCUUCAGGCUUUUGUGAGAAAGCAAAAACAAAUGUCGGGGAAAACUUACUAGAGCAUCGGAAAUGUAUUUGUGGCUAAUCGGAGCAGCUUUAAAUGAUGGCAGGUGUGUGCGGACUCGUAUUUAACAUGUUUCAUUGCAAUUAAUUCUGAACACAGCGACAUUCCACUCAUAAGAGGGUGUGCACACUUGUGCAACCAGCUUGUCACAGUUGUUGAGCUUUACUUUCCCCCCUCAAAAAGAUUUGAAAAAACUUGCACAGGUCAUAGGUCACAUUAAUGGUGGGAAUAUGUUUUGAAAUUUAUCCUGGUCUCAUUUUUCAUACAAACCUGCCAUUUGAACAGGGGUGUGUAAACUUUUAUAUCUACGGUGUGCUGAGGUCUCUUUCUGCCAUACGUUUCCCCCAGGAAUGCUCUCAAUCGGAAAUUUUUGUGGCGUUGGAUUUUGGAGGUUGUCGGCAACAAGGAACCAAUGCGUCACACUUGAGUGGCGCCGUUCGCGAGCGCUUCGUUGACCAACAGGGGCGGUCUUUGUUAUGGAUCAGUGCGGCAGUUUCCAUAGUAACGGGCAUCAGUACGUCGAGCGCCCGCCAACACUAGCAUUCGUAUAAGACGCCUGGUUCCCUCUGCACUUUAGUAAACAAACAACACUCGGGCCAAUCGCGUUAAUAGGCAGAAAUGACCACCUGAUGCGGCAACGAAGCAAUAGAGUUGAACAAAACAAACCUACUCAAAUGUAUCUCACUCUUUUCACUUGCUCUUUAAAAAAUAAAAACAUCCAGACUUAUGAGACAACAUAGGCGACAAUUACGCUGCAGAACAUGUACUAGUUCAAGAAGAAAAUGUCCUCGUCCUGACGUCAGCAGGCUCGCGCAGGUUUCGACCGCAAUGUGGGCGCGCCAAAUUGUGUCUGACAACCAAAUAUGUCAUCAGAAAACGAGCCUAAAAUUGAUCGGUCUGUUUUGGGUUUAUUUUUUUUAUUUUUUUUUCUCUCCUUCUCCUCUGCAGGCAUCGUUUUUAGGUCCAGAACUAUGGAAUAAGUGUCAACGUUCACAGCAUUAGGGAGGGGUCCUUCAAACGAAGGCAGUAGAAAACGGGGGCAAUCAAAUAAAUGAUUAUCAUCAAUACUGGAAUUUCCUUCAAUUUCGAUGUUUCUGCGUGCAACCUCAAAAACAGAAAAAACUGAUCAUGGCAAACGCAAGGCCAAGACGGGAAUCGUGGACUUUUGCUGUGACUUUGGUCCAGGGUGGUCCACCACUACGUUUCAUUUGAAGAGGACGACGCGGCCCGAA